GCCUUGUUAACGUAAUCUAAAUAAACAAGAGAAUAUAAUUAUUUUCUUUUCUUAUAAAUUAUUUUAUCCCCGAAUCAGAGAGCAUAAUGCCUACUGUUAAUUAUAGAAUCUAACUCUCUGGUGAAUGUCCUACGAAGAAAUAGACCAUUAUUUACAAAUUGAACACCACUCCAAGUUCCAAAUGAAUACAACCUUUGAGCACAUGAUCACGAUAAAGUUAGCUUAGGCGUCGUUUGGAUGGAUCAAUUGUAAAACGAGACAAUUUAACCAAUUGUUUUAUUUUACAAAACGAGUCAUUUUAAACGAGUCAAUUCAGAUUACCUGCCCCACCCCAGACAAUUGUAAUUGGCUCAAAAUGAGUCAAUUCAGAAUUCCCCAGGCCAAAUUGCUUCAUCCAAAUUUUCUGCUGUCAAACGGAUCAAUCUAAAAUAAUUGACUCAAAACGAGACAAUUGUGUCAGAUUGAUCCAUUAGAAUUCCUCGUCCAAACGACCCCUUAGUGGUCAAUAAUAGAGCAUUAAGUUUAGUUGGUCUGCCAAAUCAGCCAGCGGACUGGGCUGAUUUAAAUUUUGAGCCUAGGCUUAUGUAAUGUACAAAUUGACAAAUACGCAAAUUGGGCUUUGCUUCCAUUACCCAAAGAUAGGUCCAGCAGAAGAAACACGGAGCUGACACUCGAACUCUUUUGGCUGGCCGGGAGCGCAGAGACGAAGACGAAUUAGCAGCGCGCGGACGAAGGAAGAACUAGCGGCGGCGCCGGCGGCACAGAGAGAGAUGUCAGGCGGAGCAUUUUGGGCGACGAGAGUGUUGGAGAUAGUGAAGAAGCACGACUCGGGAGGACUCGUCUGGAAGAGAAUCAAACUCACCCCCUCUCGUAAGGCCAACGCCAAGAAGCGCCUCCAGCGAGUUUGGCAGAAUGAGGCUGUCUUGAGGGCAUGCUCUGAACCACCACCUUCAACGGCAUCCACUAAUGAGGCUGGCGGACCAGCAGAGGGAGAUGGUAACAACACUACCAAAACCUUGGAUGCCUCAAGUUAAUGAGAUCGAACAUGAGAUAAGUAGCUCAAAGCAAGCGAUUUUGAUCGCAGAGCUAUAUUGUUCUAGUGAUAGUUUUAGUUUUCAGUCUGAUGUGGAAGGCUCUUUUGUUAAAGGAAGCAUACCACCAUGGCAACAACAUGAGCAAUUCUAGGAUACUGAUUUUGAAAACAAUCCAUUGGUAAUUCAGCAUAGAGCUAUAGAAUCAAGAAACAUGUUCAGAGAGCCAAUUUGGAUAUAGUUACUGUCAUUUCUUGAUGCAGACUAUGGUGUCGUGUUGCUGGGUGUAAGAUGCUCUUUUCUGAUAGAAAGGAAUCCCAUAUCUUGUUCUUGCAUGAGAACUCCAGGUUUGACUUGUAUGAUGCACUGCAUUUCAGUUCAUCAGGUGUUUAUCUUGUUCUUCUUUUCCUUUUGGAAUAACCAUUGGUUUACUUUAUUCGAGUUAAAACCUUUUUACCAAACACGCUGUGUUUCCAUAGCUUGAAGUGAAAACCUAUAAGUUAGCUGGAAUAAUUCCUUUCCAACUUACUCAUGCACUUGUUUGUGCUAGUGGUUGUCUAUAUUCAGUUUAUUGGAAAGCUAUUUUGUGGGAUCCUAUAGAAGUAGUAGUGUUUGUGAUACUGUGUCAUACAUACCCCAUGUACCAGUUACACUGUCUGAGUAACCAAGUCGACAACAUUUUGUAACGAUUUCAUUAUGGGUUUACCACAGUUUGCAAUUUCGCACACGAUUUUGUUCUUGUACCUUAAAUCUCUUGUCUAUCUGAUUUUAUUUCGGGUGGCUUCUAUUCUGUCUGUUUUCUCAAAACAUUGUACAUAAUAUAAGUGCUGAAAGCAAGUUAUGGGCUUCAUUUUCCCUUUCAUUUCAUCUUUGCUCCAUGCAGCCCAUUUGGCAUCCAUGAACAAACGAUGAAGCCUUGUUAAAGAAUCACCUUUUUUCAAACAAUUUUCUAAGUUUUCCUACCGCUGAGUUGUCUUUUUUCUGUUCUGUUAGUGUUAUCAGUUAUGUGCUGUCUAAAUGUCUGGAAGGGGCAGCCAUUAAUUGAAGCUCCUAUGGUGGGAAUGCUGCUAUAUGGGGAAAGACAGUAACUUUUUGUUGUUGGUUGCUUGUGGAAUGGGAUCUUGACUACAAAUGUCAGAGACAGCUGAGCUAUCGCCUUUGUUGGAGACUGAACUUUGCUGUUCUGCUCAAAUGGGCUGAUGCCUGAUAGAAAGAAUACAACUUCAUUUCUCAUUGCAGUCAUUAACUAAACAGGCAGUAGUUUCCUAGUCUAGGCUUGGCUACUACAUUAUGCAGUGAUAGCUAGAAGGCUGCUACGGUGCUGCCUUGUUUCUUCCCCUCUUCUUUGAUUUUUUGUUUGUUUGGUAGAGUUUUUACUUGUUACCCUUCCUUUUAUGAGUAUGGCAGAACUCCCAGACAGAUUUGCAGGACCUAUCAGAUACCAAACUUGUUGUUCUGUUUGGACAAUCAAAACCGAAUUACUGUGUGAACUAGGUUAUAUUCAUACAAGUUGAGUUGAAUCAAAAUUUGGAAAGCGGGCAGAAUAGUAUCGUUACAUACUGUAAUUUUGUUUUCGAUUAUUUCAGUUGGUGUCUCAAUAUGAUUGUUGCAAAUGGAAUAAAUGAGUUGAAUGGAGAUCGAACUAAAUCAAACUUUGACUU
This is a messenger RNA of Linum trigynum, 2692 nucleotides long. The record is from the annotation of a GenBank genome assembly. NCBI's taxonomy places the organism in Eukaryota, Viridiplantae, Streptophyta, Magnoliopsida, Malpighiales, Linaceae.